AUGAUCCGGGGAGGAUAUUUGGGAUUAGGCGGAAAUGGAAUCGUUUUUGAGGCGUCGGCUUCUCGGCGUGGGCGGCACGAGGUGUACGCCGUCAAAUUGCUUUUCCUGGACAGCAAUUUCAUGCAUGAUACUUAUAGGAACAUUAUGAACGCACUCGCUGUAACGAGGCACAUGGAGAUGCGGAUUUGCACGCUUCUUCGAACGUCUACGGCGGAAGAACUGUAUCUUCAGGAUGGGUUUGCUGUGCCUCUUCACUGCGGGCGAAUACGGGGGCUUCCUGAUCUAUUUUAUGUGGGCAGUUGGGGUGCUGCAUGCAGCUUUGUGGUUCUUUAUAAGAAGCUGUAUUGCAGUCUCGCUGACCUUAUGUCGGCCUGCUCCUAUUUGUCCAACCCAUGCAGGUUGCUGCUGUCAAGGCAAAUGAUAGAAGUUGUCUACAAUUUGCAUGCCAAGGGUCUCGUCCAUAGAGAUCUCAAAGAUUCGAACUUUUUGCUCGAUGGGCAAGGCAACGUGUACCUGGGCGAUUUUGGCCUCAGUGUUCUGAACAAUAGCAAGGAAGCUAUUGUUUACACACCUAAGCUGACAGAUCCGGCGGACGCCAGGACUUUGCUGAAGGCUUGGGAUGGCCGGCGGCCGGUUUUUGCCCAAGUUAAGCAGGAGGCAGACUUAUGGGCUUUGGGCAUGACCUUGUACAAGUUGUGGACAGGUGUGUAUCCUUUCGGGCUUUCAUCCAAGCACUUCAGCAAGUCUAAGGAUAUCACGAACUACAUCCAACAGCUUAGCGAGGAUACCAGCACCUCCAGCUUCCUGCGCCGAGGCCAAGAUGUCUGGGGCCGACCCAUUCUCCCCGAAGUGCAGAGGAUUAUUCAGGGCCUACUACGCUUCGACCGUCGCGAGAGACUACGCUUAAGCGAUAUUAUAAACACGUCGCCCCUGUUUGCUUGA
Molecule: messenger RNA, 942 nt
Organism: Besnoitia besnoiti
Lineage: Eukaryota; Apicomplexa; Conoidasida; Eucoccidiorida; Sarcocystidae
Product: rhoptry kinase family protein ROP41
Exons: 1
Coding region: 1-942 (313 amino acids)
Biological process (GO): mitotic DNA damage checkpoint signaling; protein phosphorylation
Cellular component (GO): nucleus
Molecular function (GO): ATP binding; protein serine/threonine kinase activity
Source: RefSeq, a predicted model, not a curated record